Habropoda laboriosa is the source of this 2279-nucleotide messenger RNA. RefSeq names its product solute carrier family 41 member 1-like. NCBI's taxonomy places the organism in Eukaryota, Metazoa, Arthropoda, Insecta, Hymenoptera, Apidae. The transcript is spliced from 7 exons. Bases 372 to 2147 code for a protein of 591 amino acids. Gene Ontology annotation, biological process: monoatomic cation transport. Gene Ontology annotation, cellular component: plasma membrane. Gene Ontology annotation, molecular function: monoatomic cation transmembrane transporter activity. The record is from RefSeq and is a predicted model, not a curated record.
CAUAGCGUGAAACGGCCUUGCUGCAGGCCACCAGCCUUACACCGCCAAAUGCGUGACGACGGUUAAUUUUUCUUCUGCCAGAACCUGACGACACACAGUUUUCAGAACAUUGAAAAGAUCAAAUUUCUCGAGUCUAUGAAUCUGGUCAAGAUUCGAUACGCCGUCGAGGAUUCCUUUACAAAGUGGCACUUCCGAGCGAAUCAAGCUAGAGAUAUCGUCCCUCGCUGGUUACGUAAUUUGCUCGAUUCUUGUCCUGAAAUACAUACAACGAGAACGAGCGAGCGAACGAACAUUCAGACAAGCGUUAUCAUUCUGAAAGGAGAAUGGCCAUAUAUCCGUGGCAGCGAGUCGCACGGGGUCCUCACUAGAAGAUGACAGAGGACCAGGUGCAUCAACAUCCGACACGACUACCUCCCGACAAACACGCCCACAUCGAUGUUACAGGAGGGAAAUUUGAAAAUGAUCAAUGUAAAGAACCUCUGCUUUCCGAAAAGCAAACUUUCCACAGGAUAGCAGCACCGGUGAGGGCUCGUUCGCGAACCACCUCCUCGGAAUCAAGUUCGAUCGGGAGUACGGUGAUAGGUAGAAGGUUGAGCAUAGACGCGAGCAUGAUCACGGCGACUGGUACGGGGACGGGCAGCAAUGCGACGAACGCAUGGACGGACACCGUUGUCGGGGUUAAUACCGUUACCACCGCAGCCACCGCAGCCACCGCACUGGUCAACGAUCCGCCAACGAUCGAGAAAUCCCUCGAAGAGGACGAUUGCGUCGAGGUGGCGAUCUUCGACGAGGGCACCACCGACAGCGGCCGUCUUCCCGAUGUAGUCGCCGAGAGUAAAAUUUACGAUCUGAUCGAGGACGAAUCCUACGAAUCCUACCUGGCCAUUACCAUUCAAGUUUUCAUACCGUUCCUUAUCGCCGGCCUUGGCAUGGUGGGCGCUGGAUUAGUUUUAGAUUUGGUUCAACACUGGGUCGUAUUCGAGAAAGUCAGCGAACUGAUCAUUCUGGUGCCGGCGUUGUUGGGCUUGAAAGGAAACUUGGAAAUGACUCUCGCGUCUCGGCUCUCCACGCAAGCGAACCUCGGUCACAUGGACACGCCGAAACAGCAGUGGUACAUGAUCGUUGGAAAUCUCGUCUUGAUUCAAUGCCAGGCGAUAGUGGUCGGAUUUCUGGGCUCUGUGGUGGCGAUCGCAAUGGGGGCGUUUAGGAACGGUACCAUUUCGUUGGACCACGCUUACCUAUUGUGCGCGAGCAGCCUAGUCACCGCAUCUGUGGCCUCGUUCGUCCUCGGAUUGAUUACCGCGGGAGUGAUCGUUUUCUCCCGCCAUUGUCACAUCAAUCCGGACAACGUUGCGACACCGAUCGCCGCCAGUCUAGGAGACAUCACCUCCUUGGCUCUGCUCUCUUGGAUCUCCACCAUUCUGUACGAAUCGAUCAAUAAGCAAGAUUGGGUCGCGCCUCUCGUCAUCGCCUGCUACGUCCUGGUCACGCCGCUCUGGGUAUGGAUCGCCAAGAGGAACAAGUACACCAAUGACGUUCUUUACUCCGGAUGGACUCCUGUCAUGAUCGCCAUGUUGAUAAGCAGUUGCGGUGGUCUGAUACUAGAAUUCAUGGUGUCGCGAUUCGAAAAUUUGACCGUUUUCCAACCGGUGAUCAACGGCGUUGGUGGAAAUCUGGUAGCUGUGCAGGCAAGCAGAAUAUCGACGGCUCUUCACAAGCAAGCAGAACUGGGAACGCUUUUAAUACCACCGGGUCUCACGCAUCCUGUUAUCUUCAUCACACCUAUCGCUAACUUCUUCGGCAAAGGUAUACACGCAAGGACAACCAGGGUUCUAAUGGCGAUGGUCAUACCAGGUCACAUCAUUUUCAUUUACAUGAUUAAUUACAUGAAGGAUGGCAAUACUUCGCUCACGCCGCUCUUCGUUUUCGUUUACUUGUGCGCCGCGAUGCUACAAGUCGCUGCUCUCCUCUAUAUCGCGUACAUAAUGAUCCAUUGGAUGUGGAAGAGAAAAAUCGAUCCUGACAAUUCAGCGAUCCCGUACCUCACGGCAAUGGGAGAUCUCCUAGGCAUCAGUUUGCUGGCGAUUGCUUUCCAAUUCCUCUACCUCGUCGGCGAUCAAGAUUCCGAACGAGCGAUCGCUCCGUAAAACAUUCGUCUAGAUUUAUUUCCAUUUCAAUCGGUUGCAAAACCCUCUUCUUCGAUGCUUCCAGCGAGGCGUCCACCGAUAUCCGAUACAUCGUACAACGAAGCCUUCUCCCCCAGAAAAACUAAUAAUCGU